AUGGCGUCCUAUCAGCAAUCCCGCAUCCAGGCUUACCUGGAGAAGAACAAGAUCGGUCCCCUGUUUGAGGAAUUAAUGACCAAAUUAAUAACUGAGACACCUGACCAGCCCAUCCCAUUUCUCAUUGACCACCUUCAGUCCAAGCAAGGAAACCGAGGGCAGCUUCAGCGAACUUUAUCCGGAUCUGCAGCUCUCUGGGCAGAAAGUGAAGCAUCAGAACAUAAAGGAGUAAGAAGGGAUGUGAGAAGCUAUGAUAAGCCUUGGCAAUUAAAUGCAAAGAAGCCCAAAAAGUCAAAAAGUGACCUUGCUGUCUCUAAUAUUUCUCCACCGUCACCAGAAUCCAAAUCAUUGUCAAGGUCAGUAGAUCAUCCUAAGUGGAACUGGAGAACUAAACCAGAAAGCCGUGAUUUUGAUGAAUUGAACCACAUCCUUCAAGAGAGCAAGAAGCUGGGAAAGGCCCUUCAGAAGCUCUCUCGAAGUAUUGCAAUUUCAGAUGAACUUGAUAAGGAAACAGUGGCAUUUACUUCUACUCUUCUAAGACCCCGUGUGAUUGGGGAAUGGAUUGGUCGAGAAGAGAAUGAUGCUGAUCCAUUAGCAGCCGAAAUGCUACAACCCCCAAUUCCAAGAAGUAAAAAUGAGCCAUGGGAAAGUGAAGAUAGCAGCUCUAGCCCCACUGGAAGCUUAAAGGUGGAACCCAAGACUAAGGGACUAAAGCAACAGCAGCAGCAACACAAGAAACUGCUGGCGGCAAUGCUCUCCCAGGAUUCUUUUGAGUCUGUUCACAGCCCUACCCCACCGGUAACAGAAGAAGAUAUUGAUAAUGAAGAUGAUGCAAUGGAAUUGCUGGAGGAUCUUGAUGACUUAAGAAUGGAGGGAGUAACUACUCUAGCACCUUCUGGGAGCAAAUUUAAUCAAGGUCGUGCUACUCACCCUGCUGAACUUCAGGCCAAGGUCACACUGAACAUCUGUUCAAGGUGUGCAAGACUUCAAGGAGACAAUUUGGCAGAAAGAACAGAAGAGACGUCACAAAUACUUCCUUUUCCAGGUGAAAUAAUCCUGGACUCUUUGAAUUCCUUACCUGGGACUGAAGAAGCACUAAUGGAGGAGGGUGUAGAAUUGGAAAUAGCAUCUAAAUUAACAGGACCUGGAGAAGCCCCCAGUGGAGGACAGUCAUUGAAAAACUACAUGGAAGAAGAUGAUUCUUUAAAGCAAUUGCAGGUGGUUCACCAACCAUGGAUCUUGCCAAGUGACACAGAAAGCGAAGGAGUAGAAGCAGAACAAGAGAAACGUUCUACUGACCUUCUUCUUUGUGUUCCGUGCUCUUCUUGUCCUACUCUGGUCUACUCUGGUCUGUGA
Pipistrellus nathusii (Nathusius's pipistrelle) is the source of this 1356-nucleotide messenger RNA. NCBI's taxonomy places the organism in Eukaryota, Metazoa, Chordata, Mammalia, Chiroptera, Vespertilionidae. The record is from the annotation of a GenBank genome assembly.